UCUAAUAUCUUCAUUUUAAAUAUGAUCUCUCUUCCCAAACAUUUAAUGAAGUUGUUUGCAUAGAAUACCAUUGAAAUGCAGCAGCAGCCUCUGGAGUUGCAGCAGCCAGCUUUAUAUAACUAUGACUCCAGGGGACCAGAUGAACUUUCUUUACAAAUAGGUGACACUGUACACAUAUUAGAGACAUAUGAAGGUUGGUACAGAGGUUAUACAUUAAGAAAAAAAUCAAAAAAGGGCAUAUUUCCUACAACUUACAUUCACCUUAAAGAAGCCAUAGUUGAAGGAAAAGGACAGCAUGAAACUGUUAUACCCAAUGAGCUCCCGCUGAUUCAGGAAGUUACCACAACAUUACGAGAGUGGUCCAUAAUAUGGCGGCAGCUAUAUGUUCAAGAUAAUAGAGAAAUGUUUCGCAGUGUGCGACAUAUGAUAUAUGAUCUUAUUGAAUGGAGAUCUCAAAUACUCUCUGGAACUCUACCCCAAGAUGAGCUUAAGGAACUGAAAAAGAAAGUGACUGCCAAAAUUGAUUAUGGAAACAGAAUUCUUGAUUUGGAUCUGGUUGUGAGGGAUGAAGAUGGCAACAUUUUAGAUCCAGAACAAACCAGUACAAUCAGCCUUUUCCGAGCCCAUGAAAUAGCUUCUAAACAAGUUGAGGAAAGACUAUUAGAAGAAAAGUCUCAAAAACAGAACAUUGAUAUUAACAGACAAGCCAAGUUUGCUGCCACUCCUUCAUUCGCUUUAUUUGUAAAUUUAAAAAAUGUAGUCUGUAAAAUAGGAGAAGAUGCUGAAGUUCUUAUGUCUCUUUAUGAUCCACUGGAGUCAAAGUUUAUCAGUGAAAACUAUCUGGUGCGAUGGUCAAGUUCUGGGUUACCCAAAGACAUAGACAGAUUGCAUAAUCUUCGAGCAGUAUUCACUGACCUUGGCAGUAAGGACCUGAAAAGAGAGAAAAUCAGUUUUGUAUGUCAGAUUGUCAGAGUAGGCAGAAUGGAAUUGAGGGACAACAACACAAGAAAACUAACCUCUGGGCUACGGCGACCUUUUGGUGUAGCAGUAAUGGAUGUAACUGACAUAAUAAAUGGGAAAGUUGAUGACGAAGACAAACAACACUUUAUACCAUUUCAACCGCUAGCAUUGGAUGACGCCAGUCGACACAAGCAGCUGAACAUAUCAUCCCGUUUUUCACCCAGGGUGGCAGGGGAGAAUGAUUUCCUUCAGACUGUUAUAAACAAAGUGAUUGCUGCUAAAGAAGUUAACCACAAGGGUCAGGGGUUAUGGGUGACUUUGAAACUUCUUCCAGGAGACAUUCAUCAGAUUAGAAAAGAAUUUCCGCACUUAGUGGAUAGGUCAACAGCUGUGGCUCGGAAAAUGGGGUUUCCUGAGAUCAUUAUGCCUGGUGAUGUUCGCAAUGACAUCUAUGUAACAUUAGUUCAAGGAGAUUUUGAUAAAGGCAGUAAAACAACAGCAAAGAAUGUAGAAGUUACAGUAUCUGUUUAUGAUGAAGAUGGAAAAAGAUUAGAGAAUGUGAUCUUCCCUGGUGCUGGUGAUGAAGCCAUCUCUGAGUACAAGUCAGUGAUCUAUUACCAAGUGAAACAGCCUCGUUGGUUUGAAACUGUAAAGGUCGCCAUUCCUAUUGAAGAUGUAAACAGGAGUCAUUUAAGGUUUACGUUCCGCCACAGAUCAUCACAGGACUCCAAAGAUAAGUCUGAGAAGAUAUUUGCUUUAGCAUUUGUGAAGCUGAUGAGAUAUGAUGGAACAACUUUAAAGGAUGGAGAGCAUGAUCUAAUAGUGUACAAGGCAGAAGCAAAAAAGUUGGAGGAUGCAUCAACAUACUUAAGUUUGCCAUCUACUAAAAUAGAGUUGGAGGAAAAAGGACACUCUACAACAGGGAAAAGCAUGCAGAAUCUUGGAAGCUGUACCAUCAGCAAAGAUUCUUUUCAGAUUUCCACUCUGGUUUGUUCAACAAAGCUUACUCAGAAUGUGGACCUCUUGGGACUUCUGAAGUGGCGAUCAAACACAAAUUUGCUGCAGCAGAAUUUGAGGCAGUUGAUGAAAGUUGAUGGUGGUGAAGUGGUUAAGUUCCUACAAGAUACGCUGGAUGCACUUUUUAACAUAAUGAUGGAGAAUUCAGAAAGUGAGACAUUUGACACGCUAGUGUUUGAUGCUUUGGUAUUUAUCAUUGGACUGAUUGCUGACAGAAAAUUCCAGCAUUUUAAUCCUGUCUUGGAAACUUACAUUAAGAAGCAUUUCAGUGCUACUUUAGCCUACACAAAGCUGACAAAAGUUCUAAAAACCUAUGUGGAUAAUGCUGAGAAAACUGGUAUAAAUGAUCAACUUUUUAAAGCUAUGAAAGCUCUAGAAUAUAUAUUCAAAUUUAUAGUGCGAUCCAGAAUAUUAUUUAAUCAACUUUAUGAAAACAAAGGCGAAGCAGACUUCAUGGAAUCUUUGCUGCAGCUAUUUAAGUCCAUCAAUGAGAUGAUGAGUAGUGUCUCUGAUCAAACUGUCAUAGUGAAGGGGGCUGCACUUAAAUACUUGCCAACUAUUGUUAAUGAUGUGAAACUAGUAUUUGAUCCAAAAGAACUGAGCAAACUGUUUACAGAAUUCAUCCUAAAUGUUCCAGUGGGCCGGCUCACAAUUCAAAAGCUGUACUGUUUGAUUGAAAUAGUUCACAGUGACCUCUUCACACAGCACGACUGCAGGGAGAUCUUGCUGCCAAUGAUGACAGAUCAGCUGAAGUAUCAUUUGGAAAGGCAGGAAGACUUGGAAGCUUGCUGCCAAUUGCUUAGUAACAUCCUGGAAGUGCUGUACAGGAAAGAUGUGGGACCAACACAGCGACACGUCCAGAUAAUCAUGGAAAAGCUAUUGAGGACAGUAAAUAGAACAGUAAUUUCCAUGGGACGCGAUUCGGAGCUCAUUGUAAGUGUCUCUUGACGUAAACUUAAAAAUAUCUUUAUCACAACUGCUUUCACCCCCUGUAAUAGGAUUUAAAUCCCUGGUGGUAGAAAGCAAUCAAAGCUUUCUUUAACUGUCUUCUGUGUUCAGUAAACUGUAAAGUGUUCGCUUAUAAUUUAUCUGUGUCUUACAAUAGGGGAAGAAAAAUCCUUUUUGAAGUGCUAGUGACCAAAUGAUGAAUCGGAUUUAGUGGGUAUAUAUUAACUAAAAAUAAUUCGUUUUUGCAGUUACAAAUUAUUAACUAGUUGAUUUGUUUUAAAUCAAAAACUUUGGCUGACAUGUCAGUCAUUUGAUUUGACAAAUAUUUACUUGAUUUACUUUUAAAUAAUUAUUUAUGACACAGAUGCUACAAUUAUGUAGACAGUUGUCAUAUUUACUGUUUGUAUACUGAAGCAAUGACUGCUCCCACAAAUCCUUAGAAAUAAUAGUCAUUUGAAACUAAUGUAUGACACUGGAGAGUAUAUUCUUACAUCUUAGCAGUGGAGGAGUAUAACCCUUGAAGAGGGCUAACAUUCGAGUUAGCAAUUGGUUAAUUUUUGAUAAAUAAUUGGUUAAAAAUUAAUAACAAGCAAACAUAACAUUAUUAUUUUGCUUAUUAAGACAUUUAUAUGUUUUGGAACAGAUGUCAGUCUUGACUUAAGUGAAGCUGUGCUAAAUGGAAGGGUAUGUGUGUGUGUGUGUGUGUCCCUUAAUUUUUCUAAAAACCUUUAUCCAUUAUCCCAAAUAUAGGAUGAUUUGCAGCAUAGAUGAAAAUGCAUGUAAUGCACAUUUAAACAUGCAUUUAAUGGAUGCAUUUAUUUAAAGAUGUGUAUCAAUUCUGGAAUAAUUAUUUUAUUAGCAACUUCAGAGAGACAGAAAUUGAGAGAGAUCAUGAAAUGCAUUCCAUCAGUGUACGCAGACACUCUUCUGCCUUUGAGUCGCUUCUUAAACUUCUUUGCCUUCUUCCUUCCCCAGGCUGGAUUAUGUUGUUUAUUAGAAAAAUCAAAAUUGACUGUGUUCUGCAUUAACCUCUUUUCUUCUAUUUUUCUUCCUCCCCUAGUUCUGCUCUGUGACAUCUCACUCUUUUUACUUCCUGUCUCUUCCUUGUCCCUCAAACUAUCCUCUUGGUCCUGUCUAUUCCCAUUCUUGUCCUUCACUCUUCAUCUGAAUGGUACUUGUUAUCCCUAAGCGUGAUAACACCUUCCCUUUCUCUUGCCUGUCUAACUACUGCCUACCAUCUUGUCAUCUAUUUUCUACUUUCAAGCAUGCUGUCCCUUAAUUGUUUGUGUUAGCAAAAGAACUGUUAAAAGAUGAUGAGGAAUAAUAUUGGAGUAACUAAUAUGAAGCAAUAUGUUUUGCAGAAAGAGUAUUUAAUGUUGAAAUAUGAGGGCAGAAGGAAGUCAUUAGGUUUGAAUUUUGUAUGUAAUAUACACAUACAACAUAGUGCUGACAAAAAAAUAUUCACUCCUUCUGUACAUUAGAUUAUCCCUUUUUGUAAAAAGGUAGCUGAUGUAUUUGUCAGUUCCUUAGCUUUAUUCCUCACUUCUUUUUAUUUAUACAUAACCUUAUGAGUAGGUUGGGCACAUAGGAACUGUCUUCAGAUAGUUCUAUUCACCCAAAGCAGAAUAGAAAAAACUUAGCACUGAGUUAGCUCAUCCCCCUUCUUAGGUGCAAUGAAUUAUAUUUUAAAGUUUUUUUCACAUAUGUAUACGUAUGUAUUUUAACUGUGUAUAACUGUAUUAUACCCACUGAACGUGAAUAGCCUGAAAGCAUUACAUUAAAAAUGCUAUAAUUAUUUAUGAAAGUUAACAGCACUAAGAGUUUUUAAGGGGACACUUUACCAUUUAAAAUUCUGUGUAUUUCUGAAAGUUUCACUAAUCAACCAAUAACGAUUCACUCUUACCGUGUCAACAACAUGGUAAAAAUAAAAUGCAAUUAG
Messenger RNA from Alligator sinensis (Chinese alligator), 4864 nucleotides. RefSeq names its product dedicator of cytokinesis protein 1. The record is from RefSeq and is a predicted model, not a curated record. Gene Ontology annotation, molecular function: small GTPase binding; guanyl-nucleotide exchange factor activity. Lineage: Eukaryota; Metazoa; Chordata; Crocodylia; Alligatoridae. Gene Ontology annotation, biological process: cell migration; small GTPase-mediated signal transduction. Gene Ontology annotation, cellular component: plasma membrane; cytoplasm. The transcript has 27 exons. Bases 76 to 2925 code for a protein of 949 amino acids.